This is a messenger RNA of Oxyura jamaicensis (ruddy duck), 2244 nucleotides long. RefSeq names its product isocitrate dehydrogenase (NADP(+)) 1 (gene IDH1). Gene Ontology annotation, cellular component: mitochondrion; cytosol; peroxisome. The record is from RefSeq and is a predicted model, not a curated record. The transcript has 9 exons. The coding region runs from base 139 to 1386 and encodes 415 amino acids. Lineage: Eukaryota; Metazoa; Chordata; Aves; Anseriformes; Anatidae. Gene Ontology annotation, biological process: isocitrate metabolic process. Gene Ontology annotation, molecular function: NAD binding; magnesium ion binding; isocitrate dehydrogenase (NADP+) activity.
GGAGGAGGAGGAGCAAGAGGAGGAGCAGCAGAAAGGAGGAGCCGGGCGGGGGCGCGGCCCCAUAAGAGGCUCCGCGGGCGGCCGGGCCCGCACCGCCGGGAGCGCCGCAGGAGGAGCUGGGCAGCGCCGCAGAUAAAGAUGUCUAAAAAAAUCCAUGGAGGCUCUGUUGUGGAGAUGCAAGGAGAUGAAAUGACACGGGUCAUCUGGGAACUAAUUAAAGAAAAGCUGAUAUUUCCUUAUGUAGAUCUGGAUUUGCACAGCUAUGACUUGGGCAUUGAGCAUCGUGAUGCUACAAAUGAUAAAGUGACUGUGGAAGCUGCUGAAGCCAUAAAGAAAUACCAUGUUGGCAUAAAGUGUGCAACAAUCACUCCUGAUGAGAAAAGAGUGGAGGAGUUCAAGUUGAAGCAGAUGUGGAAGUCUCCCAAUGGGACAAUUAGAAACAUCCUAGGUGGAACUGUCUUCAGGGAGGCUAUUAUCUGCAAGAACAUCCCUCGGUUGGUGUCUGGAUGGGUAAAACCCAUUGUCAUUGGCCGUCACGCUUAUGGGGAUCAAUACAGAGCAACAGAUUUUGUGGUACCUGGGCCUGGAAAAGUAGAGAUGACAUACACUCCAGUGGACGGAGGCAAACCAGUCACCUAUCUGGUCCAUAACUUUGAAAGUUGUGGUGGUGUAGCCAUGGGAAUGUACAAUCUUGACCAGUCUAUCAAGGACUUUGCCCACAGUUCCUUCCAAAUGGCACUGUCUAAAGGCUGGCCUCUCUACAUGAGCACUAAGAAUACCAUCCUGAAGAGAUAUGAUGGCCGCUUUAAAGACAUCUUCCAAGAGAUCUAUGAUAGAGAAUACAAGUCUCAGUUUGAAGCCAAGAAGAUCUGGUAUGAACAUAGGCUCAUUGACGAUAUGGUUGCUCAGGCCCUGAAAUCUGAAGGAGGCUUUGUCUGGGCCUGCAAGAACUAUGAUGGGGAUGUGCAGUCUGAUUCUGUUGCACAAGGCUAUGGUUCUCUGGGGAUGAUGACCAGCGUGCUGAUCUGCCCCGAUGGCAAGACUGUUGAAGCAGAAGCUGCUCACGGCACAGUUACUCGUCACUACCGCAUGCACCAGAAAGGCCAAGAAACUUCCACUAACCCCAUUGCCUCCAUCUUUGCAUGGACAAGAGGACUAGCUCACAGAGCUAAACUGGACAACAACACUAGCCUCAAGACCUUUGCAGCUGCCCUGGAAGAAGUGUGUAUCGAGACCAUUGAAUCAGGCUUCAUGACAAAAGACCUUGCUGCCUGUAUCAAAGGCCUACCUAAUGUCACACGUUCUGACUACCUGAACACCUUUGAAUUCAUGGACAAGCUUGCUGAAAACUUGAAGGGGAAGCUAGCUUCUCUGCCCAAACUCUAAGGCAUGGGUUCUACUCAAGCUCUGCUAACAAGGAAAUUCCCACAUAUACUGUGGUUUAAGUGACACUGCAUCACUAUUGUGUAACACUUCAAAUACUAGACAAAAAAAAGGUAAACUUUAAAUGUUUAAAAGAUACUGUUUUCUUAAACCCCUUUAGCUGCUAGGCUAGGCCUUAUUUUUUGCUAAGCAGCUGAAUGUGGUAGUAUUCAAGUUCAAUGUGGGACCUGAUUCCUUCUGUCAUUCAUAGCAGAAUUGAGGUUCUUCUCUGACUUUCUGUGAUUUUUAUUUUUUUUUUCCUCCUUUCCUCUCAGACUGAAAGCCAGUCUCUGUCACACCUCUGGUCAAACCAGCAGUGACUUACUGUCCAACAGACCUUAGAAACCAGAACCGUCCUUAUUGUUCCAGUAAUGUCCACUGAGUAUAAAUGAGCUCACAGGACUGUGACAGCUCCACUGCAGCCCCUCUCUUUCUUAAUGUAUUUUUUUAGUGCCAACUGGAGCACAGUAUCCUGAUUACAAGGUAUUUCUUAAGUCAGGACUAGCAUUUGAGAAGAAGCACUUAGUAAAUGCUGGAAACAAACCCUAUAGGCUAAGAGCCUAAUAAAACCAUGCUGCAGUGUCCUAAAUGCAGUACAUGCAUUGGUAUAUUCUGUCUGACUGGAUGUGAAACAUAGGAACUGUUCCCUCUUCCCUUCCCAUGUAAUUCGUAACGGUGAAAAACUUUUCUCCAGUUGUCUGGACUAUUGCUUAACUUCUUAUUGUGAUAUAGCAGGUCAGAUUAUGACUGUGAAGAACUAUUCCAUCCAUUUUUUUUUAAGAAUAUUUUAGUGCAGACUAAAAUAAAAGCCAAUUAACAUUC